ACUGGCCCCGCCCCUGGCCUUGUUGCUUGGUGCGCACGCCAGCCGGCCUGCCAGCCCCGUGCCAGUAAGCGGCAGUGGUAGAUAUGGCUGCUGUCCUGCAGCGCAUUGAACGGCUGUCCAGUCGGGUGAUUCGCGUCCUGGGCUGUAACCCGGGUCCCAUGACUCUGCAGGGCACCAACACCUACUUGGUGGGCACCGGCCCCAGGAGAAUCCUCAUUGACACUGGAGAACCAGCCAUUCCAGAAUAUAUCAGCUGUUUAAAGCAGGCGCUGAAGGAAUUUAACACAGCGAUCCAGGAAAUCAUAGUGACUCACUGGCACCAUGAUCAUAGUGGAGGCAUAGAAGAUAUUUGUAAAAGCAUCAGUAAUGACACUAUAUACUGCAUUAAAAAACUCCCCCGGCAUCCUGAGAGAAAAGAAGUUAUUGGAGAUGGAGAGCAUCAGUAUGUUUAUGUGAAAGAUGGAGAUGUGAUUAAGACUGAGGGCGCCACUCUUCGAGUUAUAUACACACCUGGCCACACUGAUGAUCAUAUGGCCCUGCUUUUGGAAGAAGAAAAUGCCGUCUUUUCUGGAGAUUGCAUCCUGGGGGAAGGAACAACUAUAUUUGAAGACCUCUAUGAUUAUAUGAAUUCCCUGAAAAACUUAUUAAAAGUCAAAGCUAAUGUUAUAUAUCCAGGACAUGGCCCAGUAAUCCACAAUGCUGAAGCUAAAAUUCUAGAAUACAUUUCUCAUAGAAAUAUCCGAGAACAGCAAAUUCUUACGGUAUUUGACGAGAACUUUGGAAAGUCAUUCACAGCAAUGGAGCUUGUAAAAAUGAUUUACAAGAAUAUUCCUGAGCAUUUACAUAAAAUGGCCAAAAACAAUGUCUUGCUUCAUUUGAAAAAAUUAGAAAAAGAUGGGAAAAUAUUUAGCAACAUGGAUCCUGACCAGAAGUGGAGAGCUCAUCUUUAGUUUCCGAUUAAUAAAAGCUUUUCUUGUGCUGUUUUUA
Molecule: messenger RNA, 987 nt
Organism: Phacochoerus africanus (Common warthog)
Lineage: Eukaryota; Metazoa; Chordata; Mammalia; Artiodactyla; Suidae
Gene: LACTB2
Product: lactamase beta 2
Exons: 7
Coding region: 84-950 (288 amino acids)
Cellular component (GO): mitochondrial matrix
Molecular function (GO): single-stranded RNA binding; RNA endonuclease activity
Source: RefSeq, a predicted model, not a curated record